AUGAACAACGUCCACAAAUUCGUCUUGUAUAUCUUUUACAUCAAGCCAUCGACAGCCAAAAAUGCCUCAGUCGCUAUCUCUCGACCAACCAGUCGACCAAUUACUGGCCCUCGCCAGGGAGAGGGUGCGGGAGGAGGGGUUAUGAUACUCUCGAAGGUCACAAAGUCAUCGGGGGGGUCUGUAUAUUGUCCUCACGGAGCCGGCAUGCCUUUCUUGGGAAAAGUUUACGCGGACCUUGCGCAACAGCCUUUGGAAGAUUACGCGGAGCGAUUUCAUCUAGAUUCCACUAUUCAGGAAGCUCUUUGUCCCGGACAAGAUACGCCUCCCCGAAAACCCCUGCUUGUUGUUUUACGUCUGUCUGCUGUACCUUCUGGCCCUCAAGGCCUCAAGCGUCAACGCUCUCCUAGCAUGGAAGACGAGGAUGUUAUGCCAUUCACAAAAAACUGGAGGAAAUUCAAAAUUCACGCCCUGAAAGGGAAAAUGCCCUCCAACGCCGCGAGAUCAAGCGACUAUGCCGUGAAUCAGUCUUCCCCUGACGGUGCCCUUCUAGACGGACGUUUCGUCUCCCAAUCUCCAGUCGAUACGACCGCCCCUCCCAUCGAGCUCUAUCAUCGCGCGUUUGCCCAGUUCACUGCUCUUACUCGGGACCCGGCCUUCCAGUUCCCUGACGACGAUGACAUCCUCAGUAACACAGCCGCAUUAAUACGAAGUUGUUCCAACAUCGAGAGGUACGAAGGACCGAGGAACACGAAGAUCCGCUCGAUCCUUGGGCGAAUCCUUCAUCUCCCAUUUGACCAUGUCGAAAAUGACGACAGAUCCGCCGCUGACUACACAUCCUCACACGGAACACCGUUGGAAUCUGUUGCGGCUGCGCGUGUCAUUGUAGAAGUAAAAGGAGAAUUGGGAUCAACGGGUACGGACCCCUCCGUCCAGGCAUCGUUCUCUUUCACCAGGUUCUAG
Messenger RNA from Marasmius oreades (fairy-ring Marasmius), 960 nucleotides. RefSeq lists its product as uncharacterized. The transcript has 4 exons. The coding region runs from base 1 to 960 and encodes 319 amino acids. The record is from RefSeq and is a predicted model, not a curated record. NCBI's taxonomy places the organism in Eukaryota, Fungi, Basidiomycota, Agaricomycetes, Agaricales, Marasmiaceae.